Oikopleura dioica is the source of this 804-nucleotide messenger RNA. The record is from the annotation of a GenBank genome assembly. Lineage: Eukaryota; Metazoa; Chordata; Appendicularia; Copelata; Oikopleuridae.
AUGGAGAGAAAAGCGGAUGUUAAAGAAAUUGUCAACGACGCAAUCGCUUAUGAAAAUUCCCUCUUGAGCAGAGGUCGUUCCAGGGCACUGUCGACGCCAUCAAUUUGCCGGGAUGACUCGACAUUGAAAAUCAAAAAAGAAGAAGACGUUGGAAAUCUACGAGACUCAGAAAGAAGAAGCCCUCCUAGAUUUAGACGAUUUCCGCCGCCGACAAAACGGAGGGAUCGGCAAACAAGAGGGGGCUCAUUGUCUCGCUCCCAGCAUCAUCGAAAUCGCCGCCGAGAAGGGUCAGUCUUCUCUCGUCUUGGAACUAUUCAUAGAAAUCGCCGCAACAAAGGGCCAAGAAGAAGAUUUCGUCAACGACACAAACCAUACGAUAGCCUUUCAAGAUCAGAAGACAAUCUUUCUGUAAAAGUACUGCAAGCUCGAAAAAUGGCAUUGUCGAUUCAGGAGCAUCGAGAAAAGACGAAGAUUAUUGAGAAAAAGAUGAAUGAUGAAAAGAAUAUCCUUGAUGAGGUUUACGCUCGUCUACGAAAACUCAAACGCCAAAAAGAAGACAAUGAGCGCGAUCGUGGAAAUUACGAAUGUCGCUUCGAGCGAUUGUGCGCAGAACUACGAUUGAAGGACAUUUACUGGAAUGGCGACUUCCGAGCUCCUAUUUUCAAGCGCCCCGACGAUGGGCCUGAUGAUUCCAGUCUCCUUGAAGAAUCAGAAGAAGACGGAGAACUGCUUGAUGAUGAUGAUGACGAUGAUGAAGACGAGUGGUCCGACGAUGAGACAUUUACUGACGGUCCUGAUGACUGA